AUGUCAUUCAAUCCGUACGUCAGGCUCGAACGAUUGAAACAGAUAUUUCCCUCGGAUACCUCCUUUCAGCCUGAAGAGGAGGCACGAGCGAAAGACCGAGAAGCAGACGGAGAACCAGAUGGAGUACCAGACGGGGAAAAAGACAGAGACGACCUGGAGGACGAUGACGAAGACAAAGACAGUGACUACCACCCAGUGUCAUCCUCGGACGAAGAAAGAGAGACCUUCAACUCAAAAAACUGGGAAAUAAUCUGGUCUUCGACGGCGUACGACCGAGCGGUAAGCUGCUGCUCCUCCACUGUUGAUACGGCUGUGAGCGGGCUCUCUCCGGGCCCAACGAUGCAAGCGAAGUAUGGCGCCGGUGACAUAGCCUCGACGUUCAGCCUGUUCAUCACGCCAAUGGUAGAGGACAUCAUCCUGGAGAAUACGAACCGGGAGGGUCGUCGAAAAUACGGUGAUGAAUGGAGAGAGAUGUAUGAGGUCGACCUGCUUGCCUACAUAGGGCUGCUGAUCUUAGCGGGCGUGUACAGGUCCCGAGGAGAGGCCGCCGCCAGUCUCUGGCACCCCGAAAACAGCAGGGCCUUAUUUCGUGCCACCAUGCCCCUAAAACAAUUCCACACCUACUCCAGACUGCUGCGCUUCGACGACCGCGAGACGAGACCCAGGAGACGAGCCAGCGACAAAUUAGCUGCCAUAAGAGAAGUGUGGGACUUGUGGGUGUCGCAGUUACCCUGUCUCUACAACCCAGGGCCCGAAGUGACCGUGGAUGAGCAACUGGUUCCGUUCAGAGGCCGGUGUCCUUUCCGUCAGUACAUGCCAAGCAAGCCUGCGAAAUAUGGGAUCAAGUCGUGGGUGGCCUGCGAUUCAAAAUCCAGCUACGCUUGGAACAUGCAAGUAUACACCGGAAAGCCGGACCAGGAACACCCAGAACGGGGCUUGGGGUUGCGGGUAGUGCUCGAUGUAACGGAGGGACUACACGACUGUAACGUCAGGUGCGACAAUUAUUUCACCUCCUACAAACUCGCCCAGCAGCUGCUGGAGAGAAAUCUCACCCUGGUAGCCACAGUACGGAGGAACAAGCCCUGGCUCCCACGCGGGCUGCUCACAGUCAGGGGAAGGGAGGCCUUAUCCUCCAAGUUUGCAUUCACGCCCAGUGCCACUCUUGUCUCUUACUUCCCGAAGAAAAACAAGAACGUGUUGCUCAUGAGCACGCUGCACACCAAGGCCGACGUCAGCGACCGCCCGGACAGGAAGCCGGUCAUCAUUCUAGACUACAACCGCAGCAAAGGUGGCGUGGACAACCUGGACAAGGUGGUCGGAACAUACAGCUGCAGGAGGAUGACCGCACGCUGGCCGUUGGUGAUAUUUCACAACAUGAUCGACGUCUCCUCCUACAACGCAUUCGUCAUAUGGAGAGAGCUAUACCCAGACUGGAUGCAGAGAAAGCUGAACAAGCGGAGAUUUUUCCUGGAGGAGCUGGGAAAGGCUCUCGUUUCUUCCUUCAUGGAACAGAGAGAGCGUAUCCCCCGCACUGAAGCGUCCAUUGCGGUUGUGAAGGCUGUGAAAGCCGCCGCCUCACCAAGACCUGCAGGUCCCAUAGCAUCCAUGGAGCAUCCCCCAGCAGCAGCAGCACCCCCAGAAGCAGCAGCAUCAGCAGCCGGAGAAGAAGCCCCGCUCAGGGACAACAAGAGGAAGAGGAAGAGAUGCUACAAUUGCCCCAGGAGAAAUGACACUAAAACGGGCAACAUCUGCUGCCGGUGUGACAACUACAUAUGCAAGGGAUGCUCACAUAUCUAUUGCUCCUCCUGUAUGUCAUAA
This is a messenger RNA of Pleuronectes platessa (European plaice), 1818 nucleotides long. Its product is annotated as piggyBac transposable element-derived protein 4-like. The transcript has a single exon. Bases 1 to 1818 code for a protein of 605 amino acids. The record is from RefSeq and is a predicted model, not a curated record. Lineage: Eukaryota; Metazoa; Chordata; Actinopteri; Pleuronectiformes; Pleuronectidae.